AUGAAAUUCUUCAACAUCAUUGCAGUUCUCUCUGCUUCAAUUGCAUCAAUUUCUGCUUAUGAAACCACAGGGAAAGAAACAGUUGACAUUUUAGUCGAUUACAAUAUCAAAGAAACUCCAGAAGUUUCGAAAAAUGACGUGGCCAGUUGGACAAAUGGCGAACAAAUCACCCUCCAAUACACGCUCAACAACAACGAAGAGACAGAUGUCACGGUCAUUGGCGUCACUGGCCAAUUCUUGAACCCAGUCACGAGACAAGUAGUCACCAAUUUAACUCAAGGAAGAAUCGAGCCAGUCGCCGUUGCUCCUGGCAAAUCAGUCCGUUUUGAACAAUCCAUCAAUGUCAAUUUGGUUCCAAACAACUAUGAAUUGGUGCCCCAAGUGUUUAUCGUGCAAGGUGAUCUCGUAAAGCUCAUUCCAUGCCGUGGUCAAUUGGCUUCUGUUCUCGACAAGGCUAUCUCCUUCUUUGACCCAAGAUUGAUCUUUUUGGAAGUUGUGUUGUUGGCAACAUUUGGUGGGUUGCUCUACUUGGCUUAUCAAGUGUGGGGAAAGAGUUAUGUUCAAGGAACUGCUCCAGUCAAGGUCAAAAAGAGUGUUAGAUCUCCUUCACCUGUUGUUUCUUCCUCUGCUGGCUCUUCUACUGGUGCCGGAUACGAUGUCAAUUGGAUCCCAGAAGGUCAUUUGAAACAAAAGAGAACCAAAAAGGUUGCAUAA
Messenger RNA from Lodderomyces theae, 714 nucleotides. RefSeq lists its product as uncharacterized. NCBI's taxonomy places the organism in Eukaryota, Fungi, Ascomycota, Pichiomycetes, Serinales, Debaryomycetaceae. Gene Ontology annotation, cellular component: endoplasmic reticulum membrane; endoplasmic reticulum. The coding region runs from base 1 to 714 and encodes 237 amino acids. The transcript has a single exon. The record is from RefSeq and is a predicted model, not a curated record.